This is a messenger RNA of Daldinia caldariorum, 487 nucleotides long. RefSeq lists its product as uncharacterized. NCBI's taxonomy places the organism in Eukaryota, Fungi, Ascomycota, Sordariomycetes, Xylariales, Hypoxylaceae. The record is from RefSeq and is a predicted model, not a curated record. The coding region runs from base 114 to 359 and encodes 81 amino acids. The transcript has 4 exons.
CAAGUCGGCGCUAGACCAAGGUACUCAUAUCAACAAGUGCACUUUUGGAGUCAGUCUUCAUUCAGAUUUUGGCCAGUCUUUUGCGGGCUUAGGAGCGCCGAAUUAAAUCAACAAUGCCCGAGUCACAGUCACAGCCACAGCCACAAUCACAGAGCGAGACAUGGCACGAAGUCGUAUUGAGGCAGAAAUAUAACGAUCCCCUAAAGCUGAAGAACUCCCUCGACAGUAUGUAUGGCCAAGAUCGGUACAAAGUGAGGGUAAAAUCCGGUCGAUACAUCCUUCAACUUAAAUUACAGGAACCACCGCCCGAGGGCCAGAUAGCUGAAUUAGAAAGGGCAAUCAGUUUUCAUUAUAAAUAAGGGGUAGGGGAUAGGUAAACAGUAUUCGAAAAGGGGAUAUCAUGGCGUCAAGAAAGUGAUGUGCAACGCUAGCCAUGAAUGUUAGUUUGGCUGCUAGCAUCUGGAAUUCUUGGAACUUACUGGUGGGA